Messenger RNA from Hyaloscypha bicolor E, 1020 nucleotides. RefSeq lists its product as uncharacterized. Gene Ontology annotation, molecular function: protein binding. The record is from RefSeq and is a predicted model, not a curated record. Bases 1 to 1020 code for a protein of 339 amino acids. The transcript has a single exon. Lineage: Eukaryota; Fungi; Ascomycota; Leotiomycetes; Helotiales; Hyaloscyphaceae.
AUGGAAGAUCCGUACAUGGAGCACCCUCAUCUUGUUCUCCAUCGCGUAAGCUACGAGUUGGGCAACGUCUGUCACACAGGCGCUGACAGCAGUACAAUGUCCAUCAUGGGAGGAAAUCGCGCAGAAAGAGAGAAGAAGAAACGGGAAAGACAAGGACAACACCAUGGCACCAGAGCCUGGGUAUCCUCUGGUUGUGUUUCUUUGUCUCAUCCUGUCUUUCAGCAAGCUAACUUCUUCACAGAGCAAGAGAUUCUCAUCUCGCCCACUUACAGACCGAUGAUACUGUCCUUCGAAUCUCCACCUGGCGAAAUUGCGCUUGAACUCUUCAAGGCUCAUAACACACCGUGUCCUUCUCUCAGCACACAGCCUCCUUCUCCUUUCCGAUCUAUCGCUCUGCUCGAUGCUGCACCAAACGAAAUCGCCCUCGAGAUCUUCAAGUACCUCGACCCGUGUACUUCGACUUGCCUCGGCCUCACCUGCAAAAAGUUCUACGCAAUUCAUACCGAGAUUCAUGGGAAGGCUUCGAUGUUCUACAGGGUUCAGCUAGACGGGGACAAAUACUUGUAUCUGUUCGAGUUGCUGCAUGGUUGGAUGAAUACUGGCAAGCCCUGUUACGAUAUAUGCAUGCCGAUAUGGAACAAGAAAAUCGAAAAGGGUCUGAGAGGAAACACGGUUCUGGCACAUCAGUGCACUGAGGCGUACAAGAAGAUUCUACACUUCAAGGGCUGUUGGUUUUGCAAGAUGGUGGCGCACGGUACUCGUAUCUGUGCAGGGAAACCUUCACCUACUAUUGGGCUCUAUGCAUACGACAGGCUUGUUUGUGUCUAUCCGGGCAAGCUUUGCUAUACUCCGGACAAGGAACAUCACAGAUAUGAGUUUGCAGAUGUUGAGGCUCAACUUGCGAGGAGGGGAUUCAGCCAUGUACCAGACAUCCACGUCAGCUUUUUCGAUGCCUGGUUCGGGUUGUUCAUAUCUUGCUUUACACUCUGGAUCAUCAGCCUGCACUUUUCUGGUUACUGA